AAAAACCGUUCACUCGCGGUGACUCAUCUUGACGCUGAUACACACUCUUUGGCAGCGGCAGCCUGCAGCUACGUGGGGAAACCCAAGACAGCGUUUAGUAGGUGUGUCUCUAUCACUUCUGCCACUUCUUCCAGGAAGUAGACUUAUUGUCUUGAAGUGCAGUGUUGUCAGGUGUAACCACCAGUGUCUCCAGUCUGUUCAUGGUACAUUAAUCUCUUCUUUCCGGCCGCCAUGUCGGACUCUUUGGACCGGUCCACGAAGAUCAACCUGUUGAAGGAGCCGCAGGUGAAGAAGCUCUGUGAGGUUCUGGACAAAUCCAUCAAUAAAGGAUGGAGGAAACUAGGAGACAUAGUCGGCAAUGACAGACGCUUUAAAGUCAGCUCAGACGACAUGGAGAUGUGCUCUCUGAGGGUGUUGGAUCUGGAAGGAAGCCCGAGCCGCAUGCUGCUGAGGCUGAUGGGAGAUCGAGGCUGCACCGCGGGUCACCUGCUCGACUACCUCCAAACUCUGGGAAACUCGGAGGCCCUGCAGUGCCUGAAGCCAUCAGCCCUGCAGAUCCUCAUUCAGCCCCAGUCGGUGGCUCUUAUAUCCGGCCACAACCUUCGCCUGAGCUGCCACGCUGUGGGCAAAUCUCCAGUACAGUACCAGUGGUUCAAGAGCAAGGACGAGGUUGCAAACAGCUUCUCUCCAGACCUGGUGAUGAGUCCGGUCCAAUUGAAGAACGCUGGCUUUUACAUCUGCAGGGUCAACUGUGGAGACACUUUUGAAUUCAGCCAGUGGGCUCAGGUGGACGUCCUGAACGUCACCGUGUCUGGCGGGCAGAGUUAUCUUUCCUUAGAGGGUCGGCUGAAGUUGGUGAUCCAGCCUCAGUCCCAGCGACUAAAUGUUGGGGAAAACCUGCAGCUGGAGUGUGGAGCAAUGGGACGGCCGAUCCCCCGAUACCAGUGGCACAGAAACGGAGUCCCGGUCCCCAACGGCACGAAGAGGAAACUCAUGAUCCCCCACUCGAUGCAGGAUCACCACGGCAGGUAUCGCUGUGAGAUCAGCAGCAGCACAGAGAGAAUGUGGACCAAUGAAGUCGACGUGGUAAUCGCACCGAGGAUAUCUGUCCAGGUUUCAGUGGCAAUGGAGUGCUCUGAAGAUGACGUUUACGCCAUUGGGGGAGUUUUAGGAUCCAGUGAUUUGUUUCUGAAUAGUAUUCCUGAACAACUUUAUGCGACUGACAAAGUGGCGCUGCUGAUCGGCAACCUGUCUUACCAGAACCACCCGCAGCUCAAAGCUCCCAUGGUGGACGUGUACGACCUCACCAACCUCCUGCGGCAGCUGAACUUCCAGGUGGUUUCACUGCUGGACCUCACCGAGUCGGAGAUGAGAAACGCCGUCGACGAGUUCCUGUUGCUGCUUCACAAGGGAGUCUAUGGUCUGCUGUACUACGCUGGUCACGGAUAUGAGAACUACGGGAACAGUUUCAUGGUGCCGGUAGACGCACCAAACCCGUACCGGUCGGCCAACUGUCUAUGUGUGCAGAGCAUCCUUAAACUGAUGCAGGAGAAGGAGACGGGCCUCAAUGUUUUCCUGCUGGACAUGUGCAGGAAGAGGAAUAUUCAUGAUGACAGCGCUCCAAACAUCGUCCUGAGGGUUACGGCCAACAUUGUCUUUGGAUACGCUACGUGCCAGGACGCCGAGGCCUUCGAGCUGAGCUCCAGCGGCUUCACCAACGGUGUGUUUGUCAAGUUUUUGAAGAAGCGGCUGCUGGAUGACGAGAAGAUCACCGUGGUGCUGGACAGAGUCGCUGAGGACAUGGGUCAGUUUGAUGCUACGAAGGGGAAGCAGGCCCUGGAGAUCCGCAGCAGUCUGUCAGAGAGGAGAGCGCUGACAGAUCCCAUCCAGCCCGGCGACAGCGUUGACCUCGUUCACGCUCGCAGCCUCCAGUGGGCGAAGGCUCACGAGCUUCCUGAGAGCAUGGUUCUCAACUUUGACUGCGGUGCUCAGAUCAAGUUGGGCUUCGCUGCCGAGUUCUCCAACGUGCUCGUCAUUUACACUCACAUCGUUAAGAAGCCCGAGGACAUGUCGCUCUGCCAGGCUCACGUCACCGACUUCUCACAGGACCUCGAUGUGGAUCCUAAAGAGAUGAACAGAGAGACUCCAGAGGAGACGGGGAUCUACCUUCUGUCCAGCAACCUGCCUCAGCACUGCCUUUACACCAGAGUCAGCUCACUGCAGAAGCUCAGGGAGGAGCUGGUCUUCACCGUGUGCCUUCAGGGCACCUUCACCGCCAUGGAUGACGAAUCCAUCCACUGGACCAAAAGCGUGAACAUCGGCAAGCCGCUGAUCGCCCGACUGGAUCUGAACCGGGCCAUGCGGCGAAACAGCUGCCUGCAGACCUGCCAUAUGCCCCACAGCCCGUCCCACAGCCCCUGCCACAGCCCCGGGCCCGAACACCACCUCCACCUCCAUCUCGGGUCGCACCAGGCCCAGGACCACAGCCGCCUGUCACCACAACACCACUACCUGGAUGUCUAUGAGCGUCAGGGUGCAGUGGGAGGCUGCAGGGAUUCCUACUACGACAACGUCAGCGAACAUCGCUAUGAACCCACGUAUGACUCCGCUGCUGGACUGUCAAGCUCACCGGGGAGGUUCAGCAUCCCCAUAGAGACCACGGACGACAUCAACGAGCUGCAGACUGUGUUCAUCAACAGUCUGCAGCUUCAGCAGCAGUGAAACGGCUGCUCACAUGAAAAGCUUUAAAAGUCCAACAUAUCUGGAAAACUGCUGCUCUUUUAAUAUGAUUUUUUAGCAUAUUAUAUUCUUCCAGUUAUAAGCAUUAGUUGCCUCAACAAGCUGUAUACUGACUUUUGUACCUAACUUUUAAAGAGUUUUGUAAAAGAAGAAUGAAAAAGUGUAUUUCAGUAAACUGCCAUAUUUGCACCA
Messenger RNA from Sebastes umbrosus (honeycomb rockfish), 2931 nucleotides. It is a transcript of the gene malt1, whose product is annotated as MALT paracaspase 1. Bases 232 to 2721 code for a protein of 829 amino acids. Gene Ontology annotation, biological process: proteolysis. The record is from RefSeq and is a predicted model, not a curated record. Lineage: Eukaryota; Metazoa; Chordata; Actinopteri; Perciformes; Sebastidae. The transcript has 17 exons. Gene Ontology annotation, molecular function: cysteine-type endopeptidase activity.